AUGGCCGAUGCCGACGAGGAUGUCGUCUUUCACCCUACCUCUACCGUCUCUGCGCCGCAGGCCGAGAUCGAUCUUUCAGAUGAAGUGCAGGACUUUCGGUUUCUGAACACUGUCAGCCUCGUCACCGACCCUUCGCAAGUCACCAUCCCUCGCCGCGGUGAAAAGGACUUUGAGCCCAAUCCCACCAUCUUACAGUCAGAUACACUAGCCACGUCGCGAAAUGCAAUGCACAAUGCAAUAUCACAUCCGCGCUUAGGGUCGUCUAAGAAUCGCAUCGUUGGCAUUUAUUGCCCGGAAGGACCAACGCCGCUUGUCACUGAUACGAAUCAAGAAGUGGCGGCGGAGGAAGAUGGGAAAACACCUGCAAAGCCGAAGCCGGUUGUCAAAGAUCCAAUGAGCGGCAUUCCGUCCGAUGCAUGUGUUCAUGUUACCAAUUCGAAGGGACCAUUUUUCAAAACAGUCGGCAAGACGGAUCGUUGGAAUCGCACAUGGCUUCUGCCGGAAGAGGCGCUCUAUCUCCUUGAAAGAGGCACCCUUGAUAUCAGGUGGCCCGCUUCGAUUACAGGCACUGUUCAAACGGAGACGGAUGCCGAAGAGAUGGAUAUACCGAUGAGCUUGCAAGCGGCGUAUGCCUGUUUGAUGGGUCGCGGGGGGCUGACCUUGGAAAGAUAUAUCGUCUACACUGGCUUGAAACGACUGGGAUACACAUUGAGGCGUGCUCCUGCGUGGUACGGCGCUCAGGAUGAGCCGGAGACUGAGCCGGAUGGUGAAAGUAGGAUUGUCUCAUAUGCCAAGGGCAUCUCGAAUUGCUGGAGUCGAUUUUACAAUUCCAUUCCCAACAUUUGGGAGUCGGACUACUCAGCGCAGGGCCCCUUGAUUGGAUUUCGGGCUCCUCGAACUUACAAUGCCGUCUUUCGCAAGCUGGCCUUGAUUCCCACCGAAGACGCAGCAGUCAAAAGACCUUCUAGGAAACAAACAGAAGCCCCCUUCCAGUUCGUAUAUCAUGUUUACAAGCCGAACACCCCGUUCAAAAAGUCCGCUCCUCCAGCGCCAGAUUUUCGCAUCGCAGUAGUCGACGCACGCAUUCAGACGUCUAUUCCCACGCUCCGGCAGAUUCGAGCACUCCUUGCGACAAGCCCAUAUGAUCCACCCAAGGGUGAGAAGAUGGAGCGUCACCUCUACGCACGUCUACGCCAGGGAUAUCGCAGCGCGAUUCUUGCUAUUGUUGACCAGGGCGUGGUCAGUUAUCUCCGUUUUGGCGACGCUGGGUUCUCGAAAGAGAAGAUAUUUGAGACACAAGGACCGCCGAGGGGGCCGAAGACGGGCGGUUUUUCAAAGAAUAACAGGGGCAGGGAAGGGAAGCCAACCGCAAGGACCGCAUUGACCAAUGGUGAACUUGGUCCAAUGAAGGUCGUCCGUCUAUGGGAAGAUGAGACAGGACGACGAUGCUUCGGAUGGCGGUAUGGAAAAGAACGACGAGCCAGUCGAAAAGUGCAAGCGUUCCUAUUCCCAGUUGCUAAUUCCUUAACCCCCGAUCCACAUGGAACUCCAAAAGAACAGAAGACCACCAAAAUGGAAAUCGUUGAAUAUCGUAAAACACCGUAA
Molecule: messenger RNA, 1605 nt
Organism: Talaromyces atroroseus
Lineage: Eukaryota; Fungi; Ascomycota; Eurotiomycetes; Eurotiales; Trichocomaceae
Exons: 6
Coding region: 1-1605 (534 amino acids)
Biological process (GO): tRNA-type intron splice site recognition and cleavage
Cellular component (GO): tRNA-intron endonuclease complex
Source: RefSeq, a predicted model, not a curated record